CGGGGCGGGCUGUGCGCGAUGGGGGCGUAGGUAACGGGGGAGGAGUUCGCGGCUCGACCCUGGCUGUCUGCUCCUCGCUGGGACCCCGGCCGGCCGAGCGCAGCCCUCCGCCCGGCUCGCGCGGGCCUCUGGCGGACACAGUCGCACGAGGCGCUGUCGGGCGAGGGGGAGACCAUGCCGAGACCCCGGAAGAGGCUGGCGGGGGCUGCUGGGCCAGACAAGAAGGGGCCAGAAGGAAAACGUGCCAAAACAGAGGCCCCAGGUGAGGCACUGGCCAAAGUGGAGAACUCCAGCCUUCAGAAGACUUCAGCCUCUAAAGACUGUGGGGAGAAUCUAAGCAGGUACUGGCUGAUGAAGUCAGAGCCAGAGAGCCGGCUGGAGAAAGGCGUAGAUGUGAAGUUCAGCAUCGAGGACCUGAAAGCACAGCCCGAGCAGACGGCCUGCUGGGAUGGCGUUCGCAACUACCAGGCCCGGAACUUCCUCAGAGCCAUGAAGCUGGAGGAAGCAGCCUUCUUCUACCACAGCAACUGCAGAGAGCCAGGCAUCGCAGGACUCAUGAAGAUUGUGAAGGAGGCUUACCCUGACCACACACAGUUUGAGAAGAACAGCCCCCAUUAUGAUCCAUCCAGCAAAGAGGACAACCCCAAAUGGUCCAUGGUGGAUGUGCAGUUUGUACGGAUGAUGAAGCGUUUCAUUCCCCUGGCUGAGCUCAGAACCCAUCACCAAGCCCACAGAGCCACUGGUGGCCCCUUAAAAAACAUGGCGCUCUUCACUCGCCAGAGACUCUCGGUCCAGCCACUGACCCGAGAGGAGUUUGACUUCAUUCUGAGCCUGGAGGAGGAGGAGCCGACUUAACUGACUGCUGUUGGACAGUACAGGGUGUGAGGCGUGCUCGCUGUGCUCCCCUGGGGUUGUGUCCAAGGGUGGGCUUGGUGUACUCUUCUCAAUAAAACGUUAAUGUCAAA
Molecule: messenger RNA, 965 nt
Organism: Camelus dromedarius (Arabian camel)
Lineage: Eukaryota; Metazoa; Chordata; Mammalia; Artiodactyla; Camelidae
Gene: THYN1
Product: thymocyte nuclear protein 1
Exons: 7
Coding region: 175-855 (226 amino acids)
Cellular component (GO): nucleus
Source: RefSeq, a predicted model, not a curated record